Messenger RNA from Mytilinidion resinicola, 1883 nucleotides. RefSeq lists its product as uncharacterized. The record is from RefSeq and is a predicted model, not a curated record. The coding region runs from base 75 to 1637 and encodes 520 amino acids. The transcript has 3 exons. NCBI's taxonomy places the organism in Eukaryota, Fungi, Ascomycota, Dothideomycetes, Mytilinidiales, Mytilinidiaceae.
UACCACUCCAGUUUUCGUUACACACUAUCACUAGCUAAACACUUUGACGUCUAUAGUCGCCAUCAUACACCAGCAUGAGCUCCGUUGGCCGGUCUGCUACUCGUGAGCAGCGCACUGAAGCAGGAAUUCGGGUGAUCAUGGUGAGAAAGGAAAAGGUCGGCUCGACGACUCCGGAGGGCAGCCCUCCUUCCAAUAGACUAGAAUACUCCAAGGACGGCCCUACAUCAGUACCGGCGAAGCAGCCAUCCGAAGUUAGCCCAGAUCGAGGACCUCUAGGACCUUUUCCAAAAGAUAUUCACCCCCCUAAACAGCCACCCUUACCACAAAUAACCCGGGGAUCUCCGAGACCGCUACCAAAGAACAAUCAUCACCCCAAACUGCCACCCCUACCACCUAAACACCGCCACGACCAAGUAUUUCUUGGCACAGAAAGCGGAAGAAUAUUCAAACCAUUUCCUGAUGAAAAAUUCAAGAUGAAUGGGAAGCUAGUGAUUACAAAGGAGAAGAAGCGACUGGUGACGCAGGACACUUUGACUCCCUUGAAGGAACGGUACAAGGGUAACUUCUGGGACCUCACAGCGGAUGAGAAAGAGGUGUUGCGGAGGAAGCCUCUUCAUCCGAAUCCUAAUGGAUUCACGAACAGCUUCAUCGCUGCCACUUUCGCAGCGCCUGGGCCAUCCAAAGAGGAAGAGAGGCUCACCAACGGUGCUAAUGACAUGAAACGCGGCCACACAAGGCCCAAUACCCACCGGGUUUGGCCUUCGCCUAGACCUGCCUCCAAAGAGCGUUCGAUUCCGGAAGACAAGAAGCGCAAGCGGGUCCAUACAUCCAGCAGCGACAGCGAAGAUGCGGAUGCCGAAAUGAACCCAUCUCCUCUGAAGAAGCCUCGCAUCCAUACAAACAUGGCGUCUCGGCCCAUUCGUCCCCCGCAGUCCAGAAACACGGUCACAUCGAGUAAGAUGGCCAAACCAGUCACGAAGACCACGACGGAAUUAACCCAGCCUGAACCUUCCCAGAAAGCGCCUCUCAGACAUGUAGCAUCAGCCGCUUUAGCUAGCGGUUCUGCGAACGCUGUGAACACGGACGAUUCGGUGGAUAGGCAGAACUCGGACAUCGCUGAAGUAGAGAACACGCACGAACCGACCGAAUCCACCGAGGCACCCAAGGCAAAAAUCCAGAAGAAGUUCAUUUUCUCUUCCUUUGCUGGAGUCGCCUCCACGGUAUUCACCUUCUGCACGACAUUCGUCCCGAGCACCCACUUCCCGUUCGUCCAGACCCGCACAACCCGUGCGACCCGCGCCCAUCAUCUUGCCGCCGAGGCAGCCAAAUCGCGCAAGGCCAAAAAGAUUACUCGCAAUCUAUCUGCUUUGGCCGCCCUCGCCGAGGAGGCCAACGCCAGGGCCGAGGAAAAGAAGCAGCUGCAGGUACUGGACGCAGCCUUGGACAGCGUCUUACAGCAAGCUCGUCUAUACGGCGUCAGUGACGGCGAGGUAAUCGAUCGACUGCAGAAGAGGAGCGUGGUGUUGCGGAAGAGGGAGCUAGGAGUGCUGGGAACGACCAGGAAUUGGGUAGGCAAGCAGAUGCUCAAGAAGGCGGACCAGCUCGAUCGGCAGAGGGAUAAGCUGUUGUACGGAUAGGUGCGGCUGUAUCAGGUAGUGUUUACUAGCUAUCUGGCUUGACUUUGGUGAAUGGUCCUGGAGUCCUUGGAAUUGUAUAUCGUUGGGAAAAACGUUUCAACCAUAGAGCUGAUCCAAGAUGAGUUGCGUUCACUAUCUUCAAUCACUGGUACAGUACCAGGACACAAGUAUGAGCACGCCGUCUUUUCCAUCUUUUCCAAAUCAUAAUGAUAUGUUGGAGCACCACAAACAGCGGCAAGUAGGCGG